Messenger RNA from Orbicella faveolata, 3954 nucleotides. RefSeq lists its product as uncharacterized. Lineage: Eukaryota; Metazoa; Cnidaria; Anthozoa; Scleractinia; Merulinidae. Gene Ontology annotation, biological process: protein phosphorylation; intracellular signal transduction. Gene Ontology annotation, cellular component: cytoplasm. The record is from RefSeq and is a predicted model, not a curated record. Gene Ontology annotation, molecular function: protein serine/threonine kinase activity; ATP binding.
CUGGAAUGUGACACUUCGCCAAGUUAAAAUUACAUAACUCUAUAUUGAUGUUUCAGUUGGAGAUUGCGCGCGCGCGAACUUCCGAGAUCAGAAAGAUUGAACGACACGGCAUGCCACAAAGCCGCUUGAUCAGAUUUCAAUUAAUAAUGGCUUGUUUAAUAAGAGCAAAUUAACCUGGAGAGAUCGACGAAUCAUCUGGAGUAUUUGAAAUUUUUCGCAUGUCAGGUUUUGACAGUGAGCAAACAACAACUUGAGCUCAUUUUACAUGUUCUGCUUGCGCUCGUGAAAUCCAUGAUACACGAGGCACUGUUUCGUUGAAGAGACACUUCCAAGUAUUUAUGAAGCAUGCUCGUCGUUAGCAUUUGUUUUUAACGGUGGCUGAGAACGGAAUGUGAUGGUUGUACGUGAUAUGCCGCCGACGGAAAGUAAAGACAUGGAUGAUUCUCGCGAACAAAUUAACGGCUUUCUUCCCGCGGGAGUCGCUGAAGUCCCGAAAGAUGAACUGCAACGAUAUCUGAAAUGCAAGCGUAUUGGAAACUACCUUCUCGGCAAAACCAUCGGCGAAGGAUCGUUUGCCAGAGUAAAGCAAGGAUUUCACGUGUUGACUGGAGAAAAGGUCGCUGUGAAGAUAAUAGACAAGAAGCAAGCUCAUCAAGAUAAAUAUGUCGCUAAAAAUAUGCGGCGAGAGGCGAAAAUCAUGCAGAUGAUACGACAUCCUAAUAUUGUUCAACUACUGGAGGUGGUGGAAACAGAGCACAGGUAUUACUUGAUCACAGAGCUUGCAGCAGGAGGGGAUCUCAUGGAUUACAUCUGUUACCGAAGAAAACUUGGCGAGGUAGAAGUCAGGAAGUUUAUUCGACAAACUGUGUCCGCUGUGCAUUACCUUCACCAGGGAGGGAUUCUCCACAGGGACUUGAAAGUUGAAAAUCUUCUUUUAGACGAUGAUUACAACAUCAAGAUUAUAGAUUUUGGACUCAGCAACACUCUUUUUGUCUCUUCGCCGGACGGACAAUCUACCAGGGAGCAUCUCAAGACCCAAUGCGGGUCCCCAGCGUAUGCGGCCCCAGAGAUCCUGGGACACAAACCGUACGGGCCUGAGGUGGACGUGUGGAGCAUUGGGGUCAACAUGUAUGCAAUGCUGACCGGAAAACUUCCCUACACCGCCGAACCUUUCCACAUCACUACUCUCUACAACAAAAUGAAAAGAAAUGAAAUGAAUCCUAUUCCGGAUCACCUGUCAUCCUCAUGUAAAGACCUCAUCCAGCGUUUUCUCACGUUUGACCGAGAGGAACGAAUAACACUCGAAGAUGCGCUCGGACACGAGUGGCUGCAAAAGGGAUUCGACGGUCCCGUGAUCCCGAUCAUGUUCCCGAAUUAUCCGCGGGAUGAAGAGCUGGACAAAAAUAUACUGCGGCACAUGGUGGCCAAGAUGGAUUCAAAGCACCAGGAAAUAGUUGAAGCUGUGACACAAAACCGGUCCACCGCGACAUCAACUGUGUACCAUCUUCUAAAAAGGAAACUAAGACGGUACUACAUCAAGCAUCCUAGAAAAGCUGAACGCACCAUGAACGACGUAACGCGCAAUUCCGAGUUCGAGACGAACAAUUCCGAGUCCGUUCGGAACUCGCGAGGUGCUUCACAAGAUAAGGAAAAUAAAAAUGCGAUUAAAAAGAGAGCUGAAUGCAAAGCUGCGACAGUAAAGGCGUGUGAUUUUAACGAUAAACAGGAAAGUACUUCGAAUGAAUCAGGUUUGGAGACGAAGAACUUAACGGUUCCCGCUGGUCGGAAAGAGCUUCAUUCUCUAAGCCAAGAAAAUUUGUCCAAACUUGACGGGGAUCUUUUAGAAAAUGCCCGCAAUAUUCAAGGAGAUAUGAUAUCCGAGAAGUUAGAAAGCGAAACCGAUAGAGAUGCUUCUGGCGAGCAAAAAGACCGAACUUGUAGCGUUUUAAGUGACGCGGGCAUUGAAAUUUCCCGAAAGACGUCUUGCAACUAUUCUUCAGUGGAAGUUGCGGGGGUGAAUGGUCGGAAGUUAUCCAUGAACCUGUCGCAUAUUUUGAUCGAAAGCAAAGCUACGGUCGACAAAGAAUCCACUGAGCAAAAUGAACAGGAAAGGAAGGAAAAUACGGUAAACACCCGCGUAGGGUCUCCUCGACGUGUUAUUGAGACGAAACACGCCGGGUCCUCGCCCAGACAUUCACGAGCCAACACGCCAUCGAUAGGCAAAGUGUCUCUCAUAAAUGCAAAGAUCAUUUCCAUCCCGUUACAGCAAAUGAAACUGGAUUCACCCGACAAGGUCAAUUUUAACCACAGAAGAUUUUCUCUUCCGCAUUCCUACUUUCCGUCUAGGAGCCCGGGAGCAAAUCAGCCCAGACAACCGGUUCCCAGUCCAUUCCAUUUCAACACGCCCUCUUCCUAUACGGAGGCAAAGCGAAAGACCAAAGAUCCACCUUCACUGCCCCCCUACGGGCUAUGUUGCCAAUUAACAGCGAUAAAGGCUCAAGACGAGAAAGACGAACUAAUGUUACGUGCUAAUGAAGACCGAUCACGUGAUCAUGCUCAGUACAAUGCACCAGAUACUAGGCAUGCGCAAACCUGGAGGAAUGUUUAUUGCUCACCGUCCGCCGACAAACGGCUUCCUAGUCAACGGCAUUCAAUUGCUACAACGGGAGGCAAAGAACUACUCAAGAGUAUAAACAAUACUUUGGGUCGGCUUGUGGAAAUACAAGAUAAGGCGGAGCUCUCCAAGACCCCUGAAAGUUUGUUGUUGAGAUCUCGCUUGCCACCUGCGACACUAAAUUCCCCUCUGAAACAUGACGCGUCGAUGGAAGGCGUCAAAUUAUCUUUGAUACAGGAACACGGAGAACGUGUCAAGGAAAGGCACAACUCUGCUCUGAAGAUAAGUUGUAGCGUGAAGGACACUCAUUCGCCUAAGCCUCCAUCUCGAUCAUCUUCAACUGGAGUUUUAAACCUUGAAUCGAGCUCCACAAAAGAGCAAGCUAAUAGAGAGAAGCAAACCAAAGGAGGGAAAGUAGAAAAAGGAGCUAGAAGGCGAAGGCGAAGGACAUUAGAAAUCAAGAUCCCGCCAGAAACAAACGACAGCAUUUCACCGUCAAAGCACGAGGAGAGCACGUGUUCAAAACGUGGACAUUCACGUGACAAUAGGAAUGACCCUGUGCACGAUAGGAAUGAUGCGCACAGUGGGCGUGGAUCACGUGAUUCCUUAGAAGAGGUCAUUUGAAAAGUCGACUUGUUCAAGACUUGAAACACGUGACUAUCCAAUAGUAAUAUGCGACCAUAGAUAAUGUUUAUCUUCAUUCAUAUUGCUUGGCUUCCCGAGAUAUCCUGUAACUAUAAGAUAAACACAUGGAGUGUCUGAGGCUUGUCUUACUGUUGUUGUCAGGUUAGACACACGCACUUUACCAGUCCGUCAAGACUCCGUUAUGUAUUGCGUAAUUAAAACGUAACACAUGCUUUUGUGAGUUUCGAAGCUGAGCGCGAGGCGAGCGCGCGAGACCAAUGCAAGUUACACGCAGUGGGGAGACAUAACUCACCGCCCGCGUUUUCCAUUCCUUUAACAUAGCAGGAUAAGAUGUCAGCAACAAUAUUUUAUCACACAGAGACAAGAUUUUCUAUAUUUAUAACGAGAGUAAGAAAAGCCUCUAGUCAGUGUGCCGUUUUGUUAAAUAUGAAUUAAUAAAUAAACAAAUACGUAUAAUAUUAAGAAAUAAUUAGAAAUUUUAUUACCUGAAUAUCAAGUAAUUUCAAUAUGAGAACUAUCAAUAAUUUAAUUAAUAAUGUAUCAUAAAAAAUGUAUUUUUCUAACACAUUCUUAUCUUUAAUUGUGUAGAAAUCAAAUUGUUAAUUUGUUAGCCUUUUUGCACAUUGCUGUCUUGUCUAUUCCCAAGACUAAUGCACAUAGAAUACAGGCAAUUAAAAACCAGCAGGUGUUGAGUA